Molecule: messenger RNA, 1684 nt
Organism: Triticum aestivum (bread wheat)
Lineage: Eukaryota; Viridiplantae; Streptophyta; Magnoliopsida; Poales; Poaceae
Product: serine/threonine-protein phosphatase 7 long form homolog
Exons: 5
Coding region: 48-1088 (346 amino acids)
Biological process (GO): meristem maintenance; meristem development
Source: RefSeq, a predicted model, not a curated record
UUGACCGGUCCCUAGAGGCAUAUAUUCUUUGGCUGUUCGGCAAGACGAUGUUUACGGAGAACCACGUGACCACUGUCGAUGCACGACUCAUCGGUAUUGCACGAGAGAUAGCUGACGCACGUUGCCCUGCGGAUAUUCUACAGAGGAGUUUUGGUUCUGCUGUGUUAGCGGCUACGUACAGAGGCCUGUGCAAAGCUUGCUUGUUGAAGUCUAGAAAAUCUGGUGUUGUUGGAUGUCCAUUAUUGUUGCAGCUCUGGUCAUACGAGAGAUUCCCUAUUGGACGACCCUAUGUCUACGUUGAUAAACCUUUUGGUUUGGAGGACUUAGUUGGGGCUUAUGUGCCUGCUAUCGGCGAUUUACCUACUAUGGGAUCUGUUUGGGCACGACGAGAGAGACAAUUUGCGCAUAGUCAGGUUAGGGGAUGCUACCCGUCCUUCACGGUGCAGUUUGAUAGUUUGCACGAGGAUCAAGUUAUCUGGGAGCCAUACUCGGCUCAGGCUAUAUCAUCGAGGUACCCAGUUGGGAUUUCUGGAUUAUGCACUAGAGAUCGGCACUUUUGGAUGACCAAGGCCAAGUUGGUGUUCGAUGUGACGGUUGAGGAGAUGUCUAUUCAUAGGGUGAUGAGACAGUUCGGUCUAUAUCAAGAGCCUGAGAUUCCAGAUAUUCCACACUUGCCAGACCACGUGCACAAGGACAGUCGCCUAGGAGGAAACAAGUCGAUGGAUUACUGGCUUAAGAGCGUUACCCCUUACGUUGACGAAUGGACUACCGCUGCGACAAAUAUCUGGGGUGAGGUUCGGGCCUUUAACUGGGAAAUGUUCGGGUUGUAUCUGCAGCGUUACCGGCAUACAACGAGGAUCUACUUGGUUCCAUCAGCUGCUCCUGAUCAGAUCGAAGCCCCUCUCACCAGCGAUAUGUACCCAACUUCCUCUGUUGUGGGAACCAGACACCACGCGGAUGACUUGACAGUACAGGCGCGAGAGGAGGUUUCCGCUUUAAUGCGGCGCUAUCAGAGGGGAGAAACUAUCCCACCGCGAGAGGGCGUCUCAUGGUUGAGGCGUCUUGAUGACAAGCUACGCGGGAUUUAGGCAGCUGUUACGUGUAGAUGGUCUUCAGAUGUUGCACUUCCUCCUCCAGCACAUCGUCCGCCACGUCCCUCUGUACAGCAUUCAGAACCACGACCCUCUGUGCACCGUUCACAACCACGACCUUCUGUGCACCGUGAAGAACCUCAUCCUUCACAGCCAGGGAACUCUUCCUGGCAUGAGCCACCUCCUUCACAGCCAGGGAGCUCUUCCUGGCAUGAGCCACCUCCUUCACAGCCAGGGAGCUCUUCCUGGCAUGAGCCACCUCCUUCACAGCCAGGGAGCUCUUCCUGGCAUGAGCCACCUCCUUCACAGCUAGGGAGCGCUUACUGGCAUCAGCAGAUGGAACUAGGCGGCAACCAGUCGCAACCGUUCAUGCAUUCAGAGCAGUCACCCAUCCUUAGUGGUGGUGCUGAUUACUUUGAGGGCGACCGCGAGGAUGAUGACCAUGCUACAAACAUUUAUGGCUUCUCGCAGACAGUGUUUCACACUCCACCACCACCACCGACGCAGGAGACACAGACCGUGACAGACGAGGUUAACUAUGGUCGUGGUUAUCGCGAGCCUCGUCCACCGCCUCAGCGCUUAUCGCCUUCCGG